Messenger RNA from Bacillus rossius redtenbacheri, 996 nucleotides. RefSeq lists its product as uncharacterized. Gene Ontology annotation, biological process: sensory perception of smell; detection of chemical stimulus involved in sensory perception of smell. The transcript has 4 exons. Gene Ontology annotation, cellular component: plasma membrane. The coding region runs from base 1 to 996 and encodes 331 amino acids. Gene Ontology annotation, molecular function: olfactory receptor activity; odorant binding. NCBI's taxonomy places the organism in Eukaryota, Metazoa, Arthropoda, Insecta, Phasmatodea, Bacillidae. The record is from RefSeq and is a predicted model, not a curated record.
AUGAGCUGCGGUCAUCAGGCCGGCCGAGGAGGAGGAGGACCGGGCGGUGCUCGCUCCGCCAGCGACGACGUCUUCAGUGUCGCAUCCCGCUGCGAGGGCAUGUCCUUGCCGUUCUGCGUCUCCGUCCUGAGGCUGUGCGGGGCGUGGCACGACCGCCGACGGGACCGCACGGUCGUGCGCUGGGCCGAGCGCCUGCGCACCUCGCUGGUAGCUUCGCUGCUCGCCGCGAUGGUCGUCUCGCAGGCCGUCGAGGUCCGCAACUCGCGCCGCGACCUCACCCGGGUCACCGGCGUCUCGUGCAUCCUGCUGCUCGUGGUCUCUUCGGCGGGCAAGCUGCUCCUGGUGUCGUCCGCCCGGGCCGAGAUCUGCGAGCUCGAGGAGCGCCGGGCGGGUCACCGCCUCCCCCGCGCCGUCGAGGGGCGCUCCAAGAGGCUCGCCGCCUGCUACUUCGGGCUGAGCUCCGUGCUGGUGGUGUUCUGGUGCUGCGCGCCGGCCAGGAGCCGCCGGGCCUUACCUCAGAUGGCCUGGUACCCGUUCGACGUCUCGCGGUCGCCCUACUACGAGAUCACGUACGCCGCCCAGGUCGCGGGCUCGGUUCUGUUCAGUGCCAUCACGGUGGCCGCUGACACCUUGUUCUUCGUAUUGACGAUCAAAGAUUUCGCAGACAGCAUCACUCGGAUAAAAUUUCUACUGUAUUUGACAACAGCAUCUUUCGAAGUUUUUCUAUUCUGUUGGUACGGAAGUAAUCUUAUACAAGAGAGCUCAAGGGUACGGGAGGCGGCGUUCCUGAGCAGCUGGCCCGAGCGCUCCGGGCGGCACCAGCAGGCCGUUACCUUGGUGAUGCUGGCCUCGCAGCGACCCCGCCGCCUCACGGUCGGCAAGUUCCGGGUGCUCUCCUUGGAGACGUUCGUCGCGCUCCUCAACCUAUCUUACUCACUUUUCCUGGUGCUGAGAGAAGUGUACGGCCGUAACAAGGAUGGAAAAAUCACAACUUAA